Gymnogyps californianus (California condor) is the source of this 3759-nucleotide messenger RNA. It is a transcript of the gene NPAS3, whose product is annotated as neuronal PAS domain protein 3. Gene Ontology annotation, biological process: regulation of transcription by RNA polymerase II. Gene Ontology annotation, molecular function: DNA-binding transcription factor activity, RNA polymerase II-specific; protein dimerization activity; RNA polymerase II transcription regulatory region sequence-specific DNA binding. The transcript is spliced from 12 exons. NCBI's taxonomy places the organism in Eukaryota, Metazoa, Chordata, Aves, Accipitriformes, Cathartidae. The record is from RefSeq and is a predicted model, not a curated record. Bases 1 to 2700 code for a protein of 899 amino acids.
AUGGCGCCCACCAAGCCAAGCUUUCAGCAGGAUCCUUCCAGGCGAGAACGUUUACAAGCUUUGAGGAAGGAAAAGUCCCGAGAUGCUGCUCGCUCUCGACGGGGAAAGGAGAAUUUUGAAUUCUAUGAGUUGGCAAAGUUGUUGCCACUGCCUGCAGCCAUUACCAGCCAGCUUGACAAGGCAUCCAUCAUCCGACUUACAAUUAGCUAUCUGAAAAUGAGGGACUUUGCUAAUCAAGGCGAUCCUCCAUGGAACUUGAGAAUGGAAGGACCUCCACCUAAUACAUCAGUAAAAGGGAUACAAAUGUGGAAAUCUGAGGUCUGCAUGAGAAAGACACCAUGUGAAGUUAUAGGUGCCCAGCGCAGGAGAAGUCCCAGUGCCCUUGCCAUUGAAGUAUUUGAAUCACAUUUGGGAAGUCAUAUUUUACAGUCCCUGGAUGGAUUUGUAUUUGCACUAAAUCAAGAAGGAAAAUUUUUGUACAUUUCAGAAACUGUCUCCAUCUAUUUAGGCCUGUCCCAAGUGGAACUGACAGGCAGCAGUGUGUUUGACUACGUCCACCCAGGAGACCAUGUGGAGAUGGCAGAGCAGCUGGGCAUGAAGCUUCCCCCGGGGCGAGGCCUUCUCUCGCAGGGUACAGCAGAGGAUGGAGCCAGCUCAGCAUCCUCAUCUUCCCAGUCCGAGACCCCUGAGCCAGUGGAAUCUACAAGCCCCAGUUUACUAACCACUGACAACACUCUAGAGCGCUCUUUUUUCAUCCGAAUGAAAUCUACACUGACCAAGCGAGGAGUGCACAUCAAAUCAUCAGGAUACAAGGUGAUUCAUAUAACAGGCCGGUUACGUCUGAGAGUGUCACUGUCCCACGGACGGACAGUACCCAGCCAAAUCAUGGGACUUGUUGUCGUUGCUCAUGCUUUGCCACCUCCUACAAUUAAUGAAGUCAGGAUUGACUGCCACAUGUUUGUCACUCGCGUGAAUAUGGACCUCAAUAUCAUUUACUGUGAAAAUAGGAUUAGUGAUUACAUGGAUCUGACCCCUGUAGAUAUUGUAGGAAAGAGAUGUUACCACUUCAUUCAUGCUGAAGAUGUGGAAGGCAUCAGACAUAGUCACUUAGACUUGCUGAAUAAGGGUCAAUGUGUAACAAAGUAUUACCGCUGGAUGCAGAAGAACGGAGGUUAUAUCUGGAUACAGUCUAGUGCAACCAUAGCUGUCAAUGCCAAGAAUGCAAGUGAGAAGAAUAUCAUCUGGGUCAAUUACCUUCUUAGUAACCCAGAGUACAAGGACACUCCAAUGGAUAUUGCACAACUUCCUCAUCUGCCAGAGAAAACCUCAGAAUCCUCAGAGACCUCUGACUCUGAAUCAGACUCAAAGGACAACUCAGGUAACACACAUGAGGACAAUGAGAACUCAAAGUCAGAUGAGAAAGGAAACCAGUCAGAAAACAGUGAAGACCCUGAAUCCGACAGGAAAAAGUCAGGAAAUCAGUCGGAUAACGAAAUGAACUGUAAUGAUGAUGGGAACAGCUCCAGCAACCAGGACAGCAGGGACAGUGAUGACAGCUUUGAAAACUCUGACUUCGAGAAUCAAAAGGCCCCUGAGGACAGUUUUGGCACUCUUGGCUCUAUGCAGAUCAAGGUGGAGCGCUAUGUUGAGAGUGAGUCAGACUUGCGGUUGCAGAACUGUGAAUCACUGACCUCGGACAGUGCCAAGGACUCAGACAGUGCAGGGGAAGUAAAUGCCCAGUCUUCCAGCAAACAUCAAAAGAGGAAGAAGAGGAGAAAAAAGCAAAAGGGAGGCAGCAUGAUCCGGAGAAGGCUGUCAAGCACCUCAAGUCCAAAUGGACUUGACUCAGCUUUGGUGGACCAGCCCCAGCUGCUCUCGUCACCAAACAGUGCCUCAGUGCUCAAAAUUAAAACAGAAAUCUCAGAACCUAUCAAUUUUGAUAAUGAUAGCAGUAUUUGGAAUUACCCACCCAACAGGGAAAUCUCAAGGAAUGAAUCGCCCUACAGUAUGACCAAGCCCCCCAGCUCCGAGCACUUCCCUUCCCCCCAAGCCAGCAGUAGUUUACAUGUCUCCAUUCCAGACUCCGUUCUCACCCCACCAGGGACUGAAAAUACUGCCAGCCGUAAAACUCAGUUCAGCACCUCAUCCAACUCGGCCUUGGCUCCUGUGUCCUCUGACCCUUUGUCACCCCCACUUUCAGCAUCUCCACGGGACAAACAUCCAGGAGGUCCCACAACUUCCAACUCUUUGUUGUACACUGGGGAUCUGGAAGCCCUUCAGAGGUUACAAGCAGGCAAUGUGGUGCUUCCUUUGGUUCACAGGGUAACGGGAACCCUUGCUGCGACCAGCACUGCUGCUCAGAGGGUCUACACCACUGGCACUAUUCGGUAUGCUCCAGCUGAAGUUACUUUAGCCAUGCAGGGCAACCUCCUCCCCAACACCCAUGCUGUUAACUUUGUUGACGUUAACAGCCCCAGCUUUGGGCUGGAUCCUAAAACACCGAUGGAAAUGCUCUACCACCACGUUCACCGACUCAAUAUGUCGGGACCGUUUGGAAGUGCUGUGAGCGGGGCCAGUCUGACCCAAAUGCCUGCAGGGAAUGUGUUCACAACUGCCGAAGGACUUUUUUCCACUCUUCCAUUUCCUGUGUACAGCAAUGGCAUUCACACUACACAGACUCUGGAACGGAAAGAGGAUUGAAAUAUGACCACAUACUGUGUUCAGUGUUAUACUCUGAGGCAUAGACUAUGUUUUAAUUUAGACCUUUAAUUCUAGCACUUUGAAUUUGAGCAGGUCAGCUUAUUCUCUCAAUAUGAUGGUCCCCAUUUCAUUCCCUUUCUCUUUAACUUGACUUAUUCUUUAAUGUAAAGAUAUUUUUUUAUUUUUGCCUUCAGAGAGUCGAAGUACCAGUUGCCUGCCAUUUUGUCUUCUUCUAAGAUGUGUGUUUUUUCCUUUGCAUCUUUAUUAAGAUGCCUUUAAUAUGUGUAUGCCUCUGCCAUAGAAUACUCAGUGUUGUGGUAAAGAGAUUUUAAAGUGACAACCAUUGGUUUUACUUCAAAAUGAUCUUGAUAUGAUCAAGAUUAAAAGAGACAAGCAUAAACAAUGUGCCCUGUUUGACUAAGUCAAAUGAAAAGGGGUUUUUGUUCCUAAUUCCUUUAAAAAUAGGGGAUAGUAUUUUAGAAUUUUAUGCAGAGUUUAAUUCUCUUUUUAUGGUUAAGAUUUUCUUACUUGCACAUAAAAUAAUUUGGGUUCUUAAAAAGUUAAUUUCUGGCCUGUGACUAGAAUGUUAAAAAGUUGGACUAAAUGUUAAUUACUGAAACUUUAACUUAAUUUCUAAAACCAUGGUGCUAUCAUUUAUUAAUCUGUAAUGUCUUCAUACAAUAUGCAGCUUGUGGGCUGGGUUUUUUGGAAAGAAUGUGUUCCGUACUGGUUUAUAGUCGGGUGCUGCAGUCUCCUUGGUUAGUUAAGACAAAAGCCCUCAUUAACAUUUGCUGCAGGACUUAAAAUUUUUUACCUCCAAACUAACAAGCAUAGCCUCACAUCAAAUUUAAAUGGGUCAGGAAGCCUUUUUCAAAAAGUGCUUAAAAACAAAAAACUCAAUUUAAUUGACGCGAGGAGCAGUUUCUUAGGUGCAUAUUCUUUUGCUUUAUUUUUUUCUCAGUGUAACUGAGGCUAAUUUUACAACGUCAAAUAACACUUCAGAGUAAAAAAAAAAAACAACAGAAGAACUAUUUAACAUGUUUUGUUUUUCAUUUAAUA